CCCUUCUAGCCGUCCGGUCCAGGGCGUCCCCCGCCCCCCACGUGUCCGCAGCUGCCCCAGCCCCUCGGAGGAAACGGCGCCGCUUCCUGCGGCUCGGGCCGGGGAUAUAGGCGUCCAGCUCCCCCCGCCCUGGUCCCGGCUCUGGGUCCGCCAGCUGCCUCCCUGCUUCGGCUGCACCAUGGCCUCAAUCAGGACCGGUCGCUCUGCUUCUCAUCUCCCUGCGACCCCAGCCAGACUUCGAAGCCCCUUCUGGCUCCUCCUCCUGCUCUAUUCUAUUCUAAAUACCCAAGGCUCUGAUGCUCAGACAGUUCCUGAUGUCAACAACAUGGAAAUCUCUAACUGGCAGAACGAGGUGACCUCAGAGCAGUCAUAUGCACUAACAGCCAGACAAUGCUGGGUUUUCUAUGAAGAACACAUGGGAAACAUCAGCAGAGAGGACUGGUGUGAAUGGGACAUGAUCAGCAGGCCAUACAGCAACUUACAACACUGCCUGGAGAAAUUGGCAGAAAUUUUCAAACAGGGUUUCCCCAAUCCCUGGGCUGAGCAGAUCAUCUUCCAGAGCCACCAGAUGUAUUUUGCCAACUGCUCAUUAGAGCGCCGGCCCCUCUUCUUUGACCCCCCAGAAGAGGUGCUGCUUGCACUGAUCAUUGCUCCCAUCUGUCUCAUCCCUUUCCUUGUCACUCUGGUGGUAUGGCGGAGUAAGGACAGUGAGGUCCAAACAUAAAAUAUCUCCAUUCCUCAUCAAAAUAUCUCUUCCAAUUGACAGUUCCUUCCCUUCCCUGGGACUCUAUUCCAUCACCUCCACGCCACCCUGCCCUCAACCACCCCCUGGGGAAGCUCAAUCUGAACUUCUGGUGGGAAUAGGAGCAGAAAGGGAAAGACAAGUGGGGAAAUGGGCUCUAGAAUUAUCAUAAUAAAUAAAUCAAUUGUUGGGGGGGUUCCCUCUCGAAGUUCUCCAUAAA
Molecule: messenger RNA, 962 nt
Organism: Antechinus flavipes (yellow-footed antechinus)
Lineage: Eukaryota; Metazoa; Chordata; Mammalia; Dasyuromorphia; Dasyuridae
Gene: RAMP2
Product: receptor activity modifying protein 2
Exons: 4
Coding region: 179-724 (181 amino acids)
Biological process (GO): protein localization to plasma membrane; calcium ion transport; G protein-coupled receptor signaling pathway
Cellular component (GO): membrane; signaling receptor complex; cell surface
Molecular function (GO): coreceptor activity
Source: RefSeq, a predicted model, not a curated record